AUGAACAUUGUAGGAAAGCUCAGUUUAAUGAUACCGUGGAGUAUAUUCUUGCUUCAUUCACUGCUGUCCACUUUGCAAGAAGCUGAAAUCCAAACAAAACCCAAACUAGGCAAUGUUCCUGAUCCCAUUGAAUUAAAUGGGAUCUAUGCCAUCAAUUUCAAUGGGAGCAUCAAAACUGAGUCUAAUGCAACUCGACAGAAAAGAGAUCUUGUAACAGCCGAGGUUCAAUCUGCCUCUCGGUUGCACCAGCAUGGGGCCCUCAUGUGGAGUCCACCAGGAGGUUCAUGUCCUCAGGAGUGCCUUAAUGGAGCAGCCUGCACAGAGGCAGGUGACUGUGACUGUCAGUUAUUUCAGGCUCAAGGAAGCAGGUGCCAAAUUGUACCUAACACUGGCAAGGACCGAGAUGGGAUUUGCAAAUCCUGGGGACAGUAUAGUUUUGAAACAUUUGAUGGCAUCUACUACUACUUCCCAGGGAAUUGCUCCUAUAUAUUUGCAAAAGACUGCAGUACUCUGGAACCUCAGUACACUGUUUGGGUUCAUAACAGUCCUCACUGUUAUGGUUCAGUAUAUACUUGUCAUAGGUCUAUCAGCUUAUUUUUUUCAAACCAAGAAGAAAUAAUGAUUUCCGGACAUGAAGUAAGAAAAAAUGGAAUCAGAUUAACAUUGCCUCAGACAGUUGGAAAUGCUUUCAUUGAGAGACUGGCUGAUUAUAUUCUGGUGAAGACUACCUUUGGUUUUUCUCUCGCUUGGGAUGGAAACUCUGGUAUUUAUAUUAAGCUGACAGAAGAUCAUAAGGGAAAACCUUGUGGCCUUUGUGGAAAUUUUAACGGCAAUAAAUACGAUGACCUGAUACUUCAAAACAGUGAAUAUACAGAGGACAUUGCUGAAUUUGCAAAUAGCUGGGCUGUGCAAGCCUCAGAUGAUACAGUUUGUGUCCCUACUGCCUCAGAUUUUUCCAGUCCUUGCUCAGCCAAUGCAGAAUCCACUGAGGACAUAUUCUUCAAGUGCCAAAUAUUCCUACAGUUUCCUUUUCUCAGCUGUCAUGAAAGUAUAGAUCCGUAUUCUUAUAUUUCAAGCUGUAUGAAUGAUCUUUGCAGAGUGGAUGAUGAUGAAACAUACUGCAGGGCAGUGACAGAGUACGCUAGAGCAUGUUCUCACGCUGGGUCCCCGGUGCGGGACUGGAGGGAUGACUUUCCUGCCUGUACUGAGAAGUGUGAAGACACCUUUGUUCACCGUGACUGUAUCAGUUGUUGUCCACCUACUUGCACAUUUGAAAAGGAUUGUCUUGGCAGCAAUCUGCAUUGUUUAGAUGGCUGUUACUGUCCAGAUGGUCUCAUUAUGGAAAAUGGAACUUGUAUCUCUUUGUCGAAUUGUCCUUGUAUUUAUCAUGGAACUGCUUUCCCUGUAGGCUCAAAAAUUGAACAAGAAUGUAGCAACUGUAUUUGUGUUGGUGGCAUUUGGAACUGCACUGAUCAUGAUUGUCCAGCUGAGUGCUCCAUCACAGGCAGCUCUCAUUUCACGACAUUUGAUGGACGCCAUUUUACCUUUCUUGGGAUUUGCCAGUACAUUUUGGUAAAAGGCACCGGAAAAAACAAGUUCACAAUCACUUUACAAAAAUCACCCUGUGGACAGAACUUUGACCAUGCCUGCAUUGAGUCUAUAACACUGGUUCUUGAGGAUGAUGUGAGGAAACAAGUAACUCUCACAAGAUAUGGUCAAAUCCAAACUGUCCCUAACCAAGUUUUUAACCUCAACGGGGCUAUUGAAAUUCAGAAUAUAUCUUCUUUCUUUGUUCAACUGAAAACUAGUUUUGGUUUGAAGAUUCUGUUUGCUAAAGAUGGAGAGAGGAUCUAUGUUCAAGUUGAUGUCAGAUGGAAGAGAAGAACAUUAGGACUAUGUGGAACUUACAAUGGAAAUUUAAGAGAUGAUUUUCUAUCUCCAGCAGGGAUGAUAGAAGGGACCCCACAACUUCAUGCCAAUGCAUGGAAGGUUUCCUCAGCUUGCUCCAUGCCUAUCAAUAUUCCUGUGGUUGAUCCCUGCAAUGUGAAUCAGCAAAAUGCUGGGUAUGCAUCUCACUGUGAUAUCAUCAACCAAGACGUGUUUGCUCCCUGCCACGCCUACAUCAGUCCAGGGCUGUACUACCAGCUCUGCCGCUUCGACGCGUGCAAAUGCGGAAGCAGCUGCCUGUGCAAUGCUUUGGCCCACUAUGCUCAUGUCUGUGGCAAGCACGGCGUCGUCAUUGACUUCAGAUCUCAUGUUUCUUACUGUGCUGUGAUGUGUCACAGUGGUAUGCUUUAUCAUCAGUGCUCUUCUUUUUGUAAACAUUCCUGUGCUUCACUUUCUAUGGCAAAUAUCUGUGCUGAUGACUGUGCAGAAGGAUGUAAUUGUCCUGAUGGGAAGUAUUUUGAAGAGUCGAUCAACUUUUGUGUAUCAAUAUCUGGCUGUCAUUGUCAUUACAAAGGCAAAGCACUCCAGCCUGGAGAAAUCCUUCCUACGCCAACAGGUUCCUGUCAAUGUUUGAAUGGAACAGUGAAAUGUAUUGAAGCCACUACAGAAAACACAGUUCACAUAUGCCCUGAAGGAAAAAUCUACUAUGACUGCAGAUUUCCUGUGCCUGGUUUACCAGCAGCAGGUGUGAAUUGUGGGAUCUCUUGUGCCAACCUUGCCAUGAACUUCUCCUGUGUCCCCUCACCACCCUGUGCAAGUGGCUGCAUUUGCCCCCCUGGGAUGGCUGAGCAUAGAGGGAAAUGUUAUAUUCCUGACAGUUGUCCUUGCACCUGGAAAGACAGAGAAUUUCUGUCAGGAGAAGUGAUAGCUACUCCAUGUUACACCUGUGUUUGUCGGAGAGGCGUCUUCAACUGCACCACUUACCCCUGCCCUGCUGUGUGCACCAUCUAUGGAGACCGGCACUAUUACACCUUCGAUGGGCUGGAGUAUGAUUAUGUCAGUGACUGCCAAACUUACCUGCUAAAGAGCACAGAUAACUCAAAUAUAUCUAUAAUUGCUCAGAACAAAAAGUGCUUUGACAAUGAUAUUGUUUGCUCAAAGAAUGUUUUCAUCACUGUUGGAGACACUGAGAUUUAUUUUAGUGAACCUUCUGAGAAGCAGAAGACCCUAGGGGCACAAGAAAACAAAUCUAACUAUCAGCUCUGGAAGGCUGGAUAUUAUACUGUGAUACACUUUCCAGAACAGGACAUCACAAUUCUGUGGGAUAAGAAGACAAUGAUGCAUGUAAAAGUUGGACCUCGAUGGAAGGGCAAACUGGCAGGCUUGUGUGGGAAUUUUGACAAAUAUACUUCAAAUGAUCUGACUACAUCAAACAACAUGGAGGUGAGAAAUGCACAGGUGUUUGGAGACAGCUGGGUAUUAGGACAGUGCAAGAGCCCAAAUGAAACACUGAGACCAUGUGAAGUACAUCAGAGCAAGUUCCCUUAUGCAAAAAAGGAAUGCUCAAUUUUAUACAGUGAUCUUUUUGCACCUUGUCGCAAUGUGAUUGAUGUGACUUCUUUUAUCAAAAAUUGUCACACAGAUACAUGCAACUGCAAUCUUGGUGGGGACUGUGAGUGUCUGUGUACCAGUAUUGCAGCUUAUGCCCACAAGUGCUGCCAGCAAGGAGCAGCGAUUCACUGGCGAUCUCCUCUGCUCUGUGCUUAUGACUGUGAAUAUUACAACCAAGGCCUUGGUGAAGGACCCUAUAUUUUGGCAAGUUUUGGAGUGAAUGAUACAAUUAUAGGGGCUAAUGUAUCCAGCAGAAGGAUAUUUCCCUUGCCUAGAACUGGAGCACAUGGAAAUGUAAUUUUUAGUUUCAUGAUAACUCCAGGUCUUUUCAAAGAUAAAGAUUUAUCUCUGCCUCUUGUUUCCCUUGAAUCUGCUGAAAGACCAAACUACUUUCUGUGUGUACAUGACGAUGAAACCAUUGGGUUGGAGCAGUGGCAGGCAAAUGCCUCCUUUCAGAGACGAGCCACCUUCUUCCACCACCAGGGUCUCUGGAGUCCAGGGCUCAGUGCCUUCGAGCUGCACAGUAAAAAAGGUUUUUUCAUCAUUCUCACCUCAUCCAGUGUUAAAGUGGAAAAGUAUGAUGGUUCAGAAGAAUUCAAACAUUUCAGCAGCUUUAGUAUUGAAGAACUCAGUGCUUCUGUGCCUUACAGAAGGAUGUGUGAAUGGCGAUAUGAAUCUUGUGCUAAUCCUUGUUUUAAGACAUGUAGUGAUCCUGAAGGAAUAGCAUGUAAAUUUCUUCCUCUGGUUGAAGGAUGCAUGCCAUACUGUCCCAAAAACAUGAUCCUUGAUGAGGUCACACUUAGAUGUGUUUAUCCAGAAGACUGCAUACCUGUGACACCUACAGAAUCAGACAUUGGACUGAAGCCUUCUGUGUUAAUCUCUCACAUGGGUCCUACCACAGAGAGAUUUCCUGAGACACUCCCUGUAUUUGUUACUUCAAGGAAUAAAUCAACUCUCAUUGGUGUGACAGACAAAAUAACCAUAAAUGCAAACACAGCUUCAAGGGGAAUGAAUAUGUCGGCACAGUCCAUUACAGACUUUUAUUCAUUGGAAGCUUCUAAUGCAGCUACCUAUUCAACAUUUUCAUUACCAAGUACAGUGGAGCCUUCUGAUGUACUUCACAGCACAGCCAGCCCUACUGUCCUUUCCAAACCCAUCCCUUCAACAGAUUUUCCAGUUCUUUUUCAAGCCUCAGCAGUCACAUCACGUACUGCCUGCUCUAAUGCACCUAUAACUUUACCCAUUACAGUAACAACUCCAACAACCCUGCUUGGAGCACUAAAAACAUCCAUUGUAAUGCCCUUUUUACUAAUGCCUAACGCCUCUGAAAUCAGUUUAGAAAGCCAGGCCUCUAUGCCUUCACCUCCUCCUAAGACCACUCAUAUCUCUAAUGUUUCUCUAGGAAAACAGAGUUCUUCGGUAAGUUCUUCAGAAGAAGAUGGAACAAUAUCAGCCAUACCAGCUGGAAUCAUCACUCAAUCCACUACGCCAAUGAUCAGGAACACAACAGUGAAUGCUACAUCCUCAAAAGCACCUUAUAUUUUUGCAAAAAUGCUACCUAGUUCUUCAGCCAGUUUAUUAGUUACUUCAGGUACCACCACCCUAGCCUCCAGGAUUACUACAAAAACUGCUGAUUCUUUUGUUGUCAAUUUGGAUUUUUAUAUGACUUCAGCUUCAGUUCCUACCACCAUAGAAACACACAAAUCUUUAUUUACAACUGCAGUAACUCAAGCUUCACAGAGCACUAGAGAAACUCCGAAGAUUACUAUAAUGAAAACAACUGGUAGUACGAAUCCAUUAUCACAGAUGAAGAGUACCUCAUACAUAGCAUCAGAAGUUAAAUACACAACUUCAUUUGAAAAAACUGUGGAUAUUUCAGAAGAUGGUCAGACAUCACAUGAGCAAAAAAAUACUACCAAGAUAAAGACAACCACAACUGACAAAUCUUCCCCACCUUAUUUGCCAGUAACUGCACUUCAGAGUCUGCUUUUUUCAAGAAAUACAACCUCAGUCAAAAAUAUCUCUGUUUCUGGAGUCCUGGAUGUAAUGACAUCAGAUAGGUCCAAAAUCCCAACACAGAAACCCAUUACACCUUAUUUUAGUGUAACAGAGGCCACAGAGCUGCAAACCAGAGCUAUGAUAGAUUUAUCUCUUUCUAGUGGUGGAAUGGCUCUGCCUUCCUCAUCAGAAACGAUGGCUGUAGCUGACAAGGCUUACUUUGGCACCAUGAUGCAUGCACUGAUAUCUACAUCUUCUGAGUGUGUGCCAAGAUACCUUGAACCUGUUGACAAAUGUAGCCAGUAUGUAUGUGUUAAUACGGCUUGGAUGUUAUACAAUCUUUCAAGGAACUGCCCUAAGGAUGUGCAGAAGCCAGACUGUGGUUUUCGAGGAAUGCCUGUUCAAAUUAACACUGACAGCUGCUGUCCAGAAUGGGAAUGUCCCUGUCAGUGUUCUGUACUGUCUGAACUGAGUGUUAUUACAUUUGAUGGAAACAACAUAGCCCUCUGUAAUAUGGCUUCCUAUGUUUUAGUCAAGUUACCAGGAGAAAUUAUUGUUGCUCAUAUUGAAAAAUGUCCUGCUAAUCAGAGUGCAAAUUCAAUAAGAAAACUAGUGCCACCUGCAAACACUUCAGGGCUCUGUUUUAAGAAAUUAAAUGUCACAACACAUACUUGUCAAAUACUUAUCAAUCGUUUAGCAAGAAAAGUAGUGGUGGAUUCUGUAAUUCAACCAUUGCCAUUUUCAAGAGAAGGACUGAGUAUUCAGGACACUGGUGCAAUGUAUGUGGUUAAUACCCCAGCUGGUUUUAGCAUCAAGUGGGCUCAUGUUACAGGCAUCAUAGAUAUACAGUAUGGAUUACACUCCAACACAACCAGGAAGACAGAAGGACUUUGUGGGGUGUGUAAUGGAGAUCCUAGUGAUGACCUGAAAAUGCAAAACAUGACCAUAAUUACAAAUAUGGAGGAAAUUGAAAUGUUCAUUAAGAGCUGGGAAAUUGAGAAAUCACUUGAUGUAACAACCAGGAGGCCAGUAAGAAACUGUACUGAAAAUAACUGCACAUACUGUAUGGAACUGUUAAACAGAAGUAUUUUCAUCCCUUGUCACAAGAAAGUGUCACCACAGGAAUUUUGUGAGAAGAUGUGGAUCAACAGUACUAAUUUUUGGAACUAUGAGUGUGAUGCACUUUCUGCAUAUGUGGCUUUAUGCAACAAGCACAGCAUCUGCAUUAAAUGGAGGACACCUGAUUACUGUUCAUUGAGCUGUCCUGAGGGCAAGGAAUACCAGCCUUGUGUGCAACCCUGUGAAGCCAAGACAUGCUUGAAUAAAUGGUUCUAUGAAGAUUCUCCCUGUUCCUAUUUAAGGGAAGACUGUGUGUGUAAAAAUGGCACCAUUCUGCACAGAACAGACUCAGACCUCUGUAUACCAGAAGAGAAAUGUACAUGUACAGAUAAUAAAGGACAACCCCGCUCUGCUGGGGAGAUCUGGAAUGGGUCCAUGAGAGGGUGCUGCAUGUAUGGCUGUUUAGAAAAUGGAAGCAUUAUUGCUGUAGAACCUGAGUGCAGUGAGGAUCCGCCACCAGUCUGUGAAAGAGAAGGGGAAGUUCUACUCCAUGUCAUUGAAGAGAAAGCUUGUUGUCCCAAGAAAGUCUGUGAAUGUAACAUGUCGUUGUGUGAUGCCAUUAUUCCAGCAUGCAAACCCAAUGAAAAAUUAGUGGUAGGCUACCACCCCCUGUCCUGCUGCCCACAGUACCGAUGUGAAUGUGAUCCUUCAGUUUGUUUUAAUGCCUCCCAGCCUGACUGCAGAGAAGAUCAGUUUAUUGUUGAGGCAAAACAGGAAGAUCCCUGUUGUUUCUCUCAUCUCUGUGUUUGUGAAUCCUGUGUUGAACCUGUUCCCUUGUGUGGUGAAGGGGAAAUUCUCACUGUAGACCUAAAUACCAUACACUACUGUUGUCCUCAUUACUACUGUGUUUGUGAUGAAAAUCUUUGUUCUGAGCCUCCUAUGAUUUGCACAGAUGACAUGACACCUGUGAAGGAAAAAAUACUUGGGCAAUGUUGUCCAGAAUGGCACUGUGAAUGUAGUUGUGAAAAUGCUACCAUGCUGACCUGUAAAUUGGGAGAAGUUAAAAAAAUAGAUAGCAGUGUUUCCAGUGCUUGUGGAUGCACUCACUACAUUUGUGAGAAGGAUGAUGUGUGCAUCUUCCAAGAGGUCACAGUACUGAAUCCUGGACAGUCAGUGAUUCAGUACUUGGAUGGAGACCUUUGUUACACUGUACAGUGUUUACAAGAAAAAGAUCAGAACACAGGCUACAAUGCCAUGCAUUUCACAAUGAUGAACUGCUCCCAGCAAUGUGAAGCACAUCAAGUAUAUAUUCCUUCCUUCAGUCACCAGACUUGUUGUGGUACAUGUCAAAACGUGUCCUGCUCUUUUCAUACAGAGAAUGGAACAAUGAUUUUGUAUGAGGUGGGAAGCACCUGGACCUCCAACUGUACCAACUACAAAUGUGUAAAGACCGCUGCAGGGGCUAUUGUACUGGGGUCAAGUGUUGUCUGUCCCCCAUUUAAUGACACUGAGUGUACAAAGAAUGGAGGAAUUGUGCAGACGUAUAAUGAUGGCUGCUGCAAGACCUGCAAAAAGGAAGAAAGGAUUUGCCAGAAAAUGACAAUCAGGACAACCAUAAGAAAAAACGACUGUAUAAGUCAAAGCCCGGUAAAUGUGGCUUCGUGUGAUGGAAAAUGCCCAUCUGCAACAAUUUUCAAUGUCAAUAUUGAUAGCCAUCUAAGAUUCUGUAAAUGUUGUCGAGAAAUUGGAACACGAGUUGUGACUGUGCCCUUGCGCUGCUCGGGAAACGGCACCGAAAUCCUGUACGUCAUUCAAGAGCCCAUAGACUGCUCAUGCCAGUGGAACUGA
Molecule: messenger RNA, 8403 nt
Organism: Pyrgilauda ruficollis (rufous-necked snowfinch)
Lineage: Eukaryota; Metazoa; Chordata; Aves; Passeriformes; Passeridae
Gene: OTOGL
Product: otogelin like
Exons: 58
Coding region: 1-8403 (2800 amino acids)
Biological process (GO): L-arabinose metabolic process
Cellular component (GO): extracellular matrix
Molecular function (GO): alpha-L-arabinofuranosidase activity; protein binding
Source: RefSeq, a predicted model, not a curated record